This is a messenger RNA of Hemibagrus wyckioides, 1295 nucleotides long. RefSeq names its product NSA2 ribosome biogenesis homolog (S. cerevisiae) (gene nsa2). The record is from RefSeq and is a predicted model, not a curated record. The transcript is spliced from 6 exons. The coding region runs from base 153 to 935 and encodes 260 amino acids. Gene Ontology annotation, biological process: maturation of LSU-rRNA; maturation of 5.8S rRNA. Gene Ontology annotation, cellular component: preribosome, large subunit precursor; nucleolus. Lineage: Eukaryota; Metazoa; Chordata; Actinopteri; Siluriformes; Bagridae.
UUGCGCUUCCUUUCAAGCACGAGCUCUGGGGGAAAAAUAACAUCAGAAACCCAAACGGCUCGAUCAAGACCCUAUAAUAACUGUUUAACCACAGCAAACAGUCCACGUAACAUUUCUACAGCUUCUCGAAUACGUAAACAUCCACAAACGACAUGCCGCAGAACGAGCAUAUCGAGCUUCACCGUAAGCGUCACGGUUACCGGCUCGACCACCAUGAGAGAAAAAGGAAGAAGGAGAGCCGUGAGGCGCACGAGCGCUCGCACAAAGCCAAGAAGCUCAUCGGUCUGAAAGCCAAACUGUACCACAAACAGAGGCAUGCUGAGAAGAUCCAGAUGAAGAAAACAAUUAAGAUGCACGAACAAAGAAGAACCAAACAGAAAGAUGACGACAAGACACCUGAAGGAGCAGUGCCAGCUUAUUUGCUGGACAGAGAGGGCCAGUCUCGUGCCAAAGUUCUGUCUAACAUGAUCAAACAGAAGAGGAAAGAGAAAGCUGGAAAGUGGGAGGUCCCUCUUCCCAAAGUGCGUGCUCAGGGUGAGACGGAGGUCCUGAAGGUGAUUCGCACUGGAAAGCGCCAAAAGAAAGCCUGGAAGAGAAUGGUGACCAAAGUGUGCUUUGUUGGAGACGGUUUCACUCGCAAACCACCAAAAUACGAACGCUUCAUCAGGCCGAUGGGUCUAAGGUUUAAGAAGGCACACGUAACUCACCCCGAGCUGAAGGCUACAUUCCACCUGCCCAUCCUGGGUGUGAAGAAGAACCCCUCCUCUCCUCUCUACACAACACUUGGAGUCAUCACCAAGGGAACAGUCAUUGAGGUCAACAUCAGUGAGCUUGGUCUGGUCACACAAGGUGGCAAGGUCAUCUGGGGUAAAUAUGCACAAGUGACCAAUAACCCAGAAAACGACGGCUGCAUUAACGCUGUGCUCUUGGUGUGAUUGGGGAAUUAAUGGACUGUGCCUAAAUGUGCAGCAUUGGAUACACAGUGGUGCUGGAUUAUCAACAUUUUCUCCAAAGUGCAGGAGAUACAACUAAAACAAAAACCAAACUGCUGUUCGUUGGCUAACAAAAGAGUCUGGACUGCAGUCCUGAAGGGCCACAAAACUACACCUAUUAUUGAUUUUUCCUGAUCUAACACAAUUGUUUCUACUCAGCAGAUUUUUCAGUGGUGUGUUAGAAUAUGGAAAAAAAACCCUAUACUGGGCUAUGCUCGUGCAGAGGAACAUUGUAUUAAUAAAUCAUACAGUGGAUUGUAUUAAAGAUCUUUUGAAAUAAAGAUUUUAUGUUGUGGGAUUUCA